This is a messenger RNA of Cuculus canorus (common cuckoo), 4329 nucleotides long. It is a transcript of the gene VAT1L, whose product is annotated as vesicle amine transport 1 like. The transcript has 9 exons. NCBI's taxonomy places the organism in Eukaryota, Metazoa, Chordata, Aves, Cuculiformes, Cuculidae. The coding region runs from base 111 to 1352 and encodes 413 amino acids. The record is from RefSeq and is a predicted model, not a curated record. Gene Ontology annotation, molecular function: zinc ion binding; oxidoreductase activity.
CCCCUGCCCGCGCUCGCAGCGGCGCCGCCCGCCGGUGCAGUGCGGUGCGGAGGAGCCGCCGGUCGCCGCGGCCACUGCAGGCGGCCCCGCGCCGCCCCGAGCCGCCGGCCAUGGCCAAGGAGGGCGCGCAGCGCGGCGAGGAGACCGAGCAGAUGAUCGAGAGGGAGGGCGGCCCGGAGGGCGCCGAGGGCUCGCGGGCCGGCGGCGACAAGGAGAUGCGGGCCGUGGUGCUGUCGGGCUUCGGCGGGCUCAACAAGCUCCGCGUGUGCCGCAGAGCCAUGCCCGAGCCGCGGGACGGCGAGGCCAAGAUCCGCGUCAAAGCCUGUGGUUUGAACUUCAUUGAUUUGAUGGUGCGACAGGGGAAUAUCGACAACCCUCCCAAGACGCCCCUUGUUCCUGGAUUUGAAUGCUCUGGAAUUGUAGAAGCUCUUGGAGACAGUGUGAAAGGAUUUGAGAUUGGAGACCGAGUCAUGGCUUUUGUAAACUACAACGCAUGGGCUGAAGUAGUGUGCACGCCAGUGGAGUUUGUCUACAAGAUCCCAGAUGACAUGAGUUUUUCUGAAGCUGCUGCGUUUCCCAUGAACUUUGUAACUGCCUACAUGAUGCUCUUUGAAGUUGCCAACCUGAGAGAAGGCAUGUCUGUGCUGGUUCACUCGGCAGGAGGUGGAGUGGGUCAAGCUGUUGCUCAGCUCUGCUCGACUGUUCCCAACGUUACGGUUUUUGGAACAGCUUCAUCUUUCAAACACGAAGCAAUCAAAGACUCGGUAACACACCUGUUUGACAGAAAUGCAGACUAUGUUCAAGAAGUAAAAAGAAUCUCAGCAGAUGGAGUUGAUAUUGUUUUGGACUGCCUGUGUGGAGAAAAUACUGGAAAAGGCCUCAGUCUCCUCAAACCACUUGGGACAUACAUUUUAUAUGGUUCGUCUAACAUGGUUACUGGAGAGACAAAAAGCUUCUUCAGUUUUGCAAAAUCCUGGUGGCAGGUUGAGAAAGUGAACCCUAUCAAACUGUACGAGGAGAACAAAGUGAUUGCUGGAUUUUCUCUGUUGAAUCUACUCUUCAAACAGAACCGAGGUGGCCUGAUCAAGAGUGUGAUGGACAAACUUCUCAAUCUAUAUAACAGUAAGAAGAUCAAGCCUGUGGUUGAUUCAUUGUGGGCUCUGGAAGAGGUGAAGGAGGCCAUGCAGAGAAUCCAUGACCGAGGAAAUAUUGGAAAACUAAUCCUGGAUGUGGAGAAAGCCCCCACUCCGCUGAUGGCCAACGACAGCACAGAGACGAGUGAGGCUGGGGAAGAGGAGGAAGACCACGAAGGGGACAAUGAGAACAAAGAGCGCAUGCCGUUCAUCCAGUAACAGCCAGAAGUGGUGGAAGCAGAGAUUGAUGAAGCAGAAGGGAACGAGACUUGGAAAUCUAUUCUGUGCAUCAGUGAACAAAUGCUGUAGUACAGUGUGUGUUGUAUUUGUCUGCAGUCAGCUGAGCUAUGAGCUGUUGAUCAUUGUUGUUUUGAACUCCAGUGCCAUCCUCAUCCAGUGCAGUAUUAUGACAUUCCUGUGUAACACCCAGUUUCCCUGUAGGAGUCCCAUGGAUUUUUCCGUUCCGGUUUAAAAGCCUUAUUAAUGUACUGUGUGAUUUUAGAUGGGCAUCUUUCUCAUGCAGAUCCCAACAUUUGGCAUAAAGUUAUUGGGGGGAGGGUGGCUUUUUUUUGCGAGUUGGAAGUAGUAACAAAAAAACUUCCCCACUUGCUGUCUGGAAGAUUCUAGUAACUGGAGGGAGGACUUUAUGGAUUUUUGUGUUAAAGUUUGUGGAUUUUCAGAGUUAAAAUAGUUUUCCUUUUAUGAAGCACAGAUAAAAGUUGCAAAAAAGAUGAGUUUUCAUUUUCCUCAAUCAUGCCUCAUCAUUUUAUAAGCAAUCCUGACUUCAUUUUCAAAAAGACCUCAUUUAGAGUUCAGGAAUCUGAAAUUGUGCAAGAAAUCAUUAAUUGGGAGACUUUGAUUAGUAUUGUAUAAUCACAUUAGUCAUCAGCACCAGUAAUGAAACCCUUCAUUCAGAGUGCAAACUGCCGUGCUUUCCUGUUGAUCUGACUGCCAACCCGAAUGUUACAGGCAAAGAAAAAGGUCCACGAGCCACUCUUUUUAGACCCAGAAUUUUAACUGUCUGUAGCAAUUAUCAGUUAUUGACAGAUCGACAUAUUCUGCGAAGGACACGUGGGCACAUCUGUGUCCGAAAUCUAAAACAGGUUUAAAUUUCAUUUUUAAAUCGUAUUGGUAAGGCUCACGCAUCAGCCUGUGGAAAGAAAUCUGUUGGCAGAGAGCACUGCUGUGAAAUCACUCAUGCUGAUCGACUGUCAAGCUGGAGCUGAACUCCUACUGAAGUUAACCCUGUUAAAAAUUAGUUUUAGGCCUUAAUCCCACCUGAGAUUAUGCACAGGGAUAACUUUAUCUAGGUGAGUAGUUCUACCAAAAGCUCUGCUCCAUGUGUGCGAUUCUGUUUGUAAUUCUUUGCAGUUUGGAGUAUUCCAAGACCAGCCAGUCCUAUCUACCUCCCACUUGUGGAUACUAGAUCUAAACAUGGCAAAGUCAGCAGUUUUGUCAUGUCUCACCUAUCCCAGCAGCAGCUACUCAGGUCCUUGAUCGUCUUGUUAAAACAGUUAUUCUGGAAUGACUGCAAUCACCUACAGUAGAAAUGCUCAAGGAACGUCACAGACCUUGUAUAGUGCCAUGUAUUUUUGAAUUGUGUUAUUUUCAACAGAAGGUAUUUCCCCAGGCAUGGCUGGUUGUUCAUCUGAAUCUACAAGUGCCCUGUAGUGACAGAAGUUAAAAACUAGAAGUGGAGAGGGAGGGCUUCUCAGGCUUUUCUCGGUGUGAAAGGACUUGUGGGGCCUGGAUGACUUCUAUGUGUGGGUUUAGAAGAUUCUCUCUUGUUUUUUUCCGUUUGUUUCAUCUUGCUGCCUGAGUAUUAAUGUCCAUCUUUUUACGCUGUACUCAUGAAGUUGCUGUUCUAAUACCAGAUAAUUGUGCAGAAUGUUCAUUCUGAAGGAGUUUCCCUCAGGUUAAACGCAUUCAAAAAUAAUGAGCAGAAAUAACUGUAGAGAAAAAUGCCAAAAAAGCUUUUGAAAUAUUAAUCGGACCAGAACUACUUUUUCUCUAGAUGUUGAUGAGAACUUCACUACAGAUUUUUCUUUCUAAGCUGAACCUGCCCACGCUUCCAGUGCCAUAUUGGGCCCAAACAGGGACUUUAUCCACAGAAAAAAAUAACUAUUCAGUGAGAGUUUCCCAUGUAUUGGGUUUACCAGUUGGGCUUUUAGGAAAGGCCAUUAAGUUUUCACGACUCAUAAGCUGACAGCGGUAGGAAACAUGCCCGAUUUUGUUUUGCAGUUAGUGUAAUGCUGUUGUCCUGCAACAAACCUUAACAUAACUAGGAGUUUUGAUUUGACGCCAAAGUGAGCAAUAUUGCUGGUGACCUUUGAGCUGGCAGUAAGUGGCAUUCUCAAGGCCUUAAAUUAGUAGGGCAAGCGGAAUAGCAAACCCGUGCUUCUGUUAUAAACCGCGGUAUGGUUGGCUCUACCGUUAAAUUACCCUUCGAGACAAAUGAAGAUGGGUGAUCUUGGUUGAGGCCACAGACACCACAGGGACAACAAUCAAAUUAAAUAAUUCUGGCUAGUCCUUUCGGGUUUUGUUAGCAAGGCAAAAAUACUCUUCAUGCUUAUUCAUACCAGCUCUGGGGCCAUUUUCUGAUCAGCAGAGUAUCCGGUAAUUGCAGUGCGUACAAAGGAACACUGCUGGAGCGACCCAAGCAUGACACGGAGGAGGAUUGCCCUCAGCAAGCUCAGCUCUGCUCUGUGUUUUACUGGCAUUAAAAUGGCAUAUCUGAAUGAAGGUCACUACUGAAAUGAGUGGCAGUUUUUCAGGUGUCUGUUCUGGAAGCAGGAUUUGUGUGAGCAGAAUUUGGCCCAUGAGCCCUAAGUACCUUUUAGAAUCCCACGAACAGUAGUAGUGCGUCCGAAGUGGGAGAGGGCAUGCUACACAAAAUGAUGAUGCCAGGACUUGAUACCGACCAAGUCUUUUUGUUGUAGAAGUGAAGGUUUGUGCUUACUACUGACAGUAUUAUUUAAACAACUCCAAGACAAUUGGAUAGUUUCUUCAAGUGAAACAAAUCAUUUCUCAAUUUGCCUUAAAGGAACUGUGAAAGCUUCUCUUUAACUUAAGCCUGAUUGAAGUGAACUGAAACACUGUUUAAUUGUAUUUGUUGCUUUAGAGCUUUUGUUAUAUUGUGCCUACAAAGCAAAUUAUGUUUACAUAAAAUAUAAAUAAAAUAUGGAGCAUAGCAUCA